Molecule: messenger RNA, 1317 nt
Organism: Rotaria sp. Silwood2
Lineage: Eukaryota; Metazoa; Rotifera; Eurotatoria; Philodinida; Philodinidae
Source: the annotation of a GenBank genome assembly
AUGACAAGUCAUCAAUUGCUACAAGAUUCCGUUGGAUUAACGCUAGUUAGUGGAAACGACCGUAUAGAUCGUACAGCUAUUAUUAACACAAUUAGUAAAAUUGUACCGGUUAAUCAGAUUGAAUCCUUCGGUAACUUAGGUGAUGCCAAGAAAUGGUUUAUCUUAUUUAAAACAAAUUCAUCAAAAGAAAAAAUGCUACAACUCGAACAUUUAAAAGUUAGGGAUCAAAUAUUUUCUGUCCACAAACCUCACAGACAAGUAAAAUUGAUCCGACUUCUUAAUAUUCCAUCAUCUAUCUCAAAUGACGUUAUUCGUGAUGUUGUAUCAAAAUGGAAGGGCACGAUUGUCAGUGUAGAAUGUGAGUGUCUUCCACGACCUUUUUCAUCAAUUAAAACAUUCGUUCGACGAAUACGUAUGAAAUUUGAGUCACCAAAUGACGAACAGAAUAUUCCGAUAUCCUUUAAAUUGUUUGGUAUUACCAUUCCCGUAUUAUUGGAGGGUAGAAUUAAGGUGUGUUAUCGUUGUAAAUCAUCAGGCCAUAUUAAAUCUGAAUACACGGCUUUAAAAUGUCGUGUAUGCAUGGAAAUUGGGCAUGAUGAUUCAGAUUGUACAAGGAAGCGAUCUUACGCAAAUAUUGCAGGAACUUUCUCAAGACAAGCUUCAACACCAACAACUGAUAAUCAAACAAUAAAAAAAACUCCAUCAUCAGGUAUCGUACAUCAUUCAACACCAAUAUCAAGUGAUGAACUUCCAUCAACACCUACCGUUGUUUGUAUACGUGAUGCUGAUGACUUUGAAAGUCCGCAACUAUCAGCAACACAAGAAUGUAUUGCAGCUGUGGCUGCUUUACCUCCAGGUGAUCAAGAAGAACAACCAGAUGUUGAACAACAACCCGCUGUUCAUCAAGAACUAGAUGUACAACAACAACCAAAUAUACAACAACAGCCAGAUACACAACAACAAACAGAUAUACAACAACAAGCAGAUACGCAACAACAAUCAGUUACACAACAACCAGAAGUACAACAACAACCAGGCGUUCAACAACAAUCAGAAGGUCAGCAAGAACUGGAUGAUGAACGGCAAAUUAUGUUAGACCAAGACAAUAUUCAUCCGAAUGAUAAAGCAUCUAAUAUGAUCAAUCAAGCUCCGAGCAUUAAUUUUAUAGAAGCAUAUCAAAUGUAUAAGGAUGGUCAAAAUGUGUUAAAACGACCCCGGCAUGAUGAGAAUAAUAUAACAAUAAAUGAGUCAAAAAAGCAACAUCUUCAUAUCUCUCUUCCAAUGGAAGAGAAUGAGGAAGAAGAAGGUGAAAUAUAA